This is a messenger RNA of Fomitiporia mediterranea MF3/22, 1281 nucleotides long. RefSeq names its product WD40 repeat-like protein. The record is from RefSeq and is a predicted model, not a curated record. NCBI's taxonomy places the organism in Eukaryota, Fungi, Basidiomycota, Agaricomycetes, Hymenochaetales, Hymenochaetaceae. Gene Ontology annotation, biological process: protein secretion. Gene Ontology annotation, molecular function: guanyl-nucleotide exchange factor activity; protein binding; GTPase activator activity. Gene Ontology annotation, cellular component: endoplasmic reticulum membrane. The coding region runs from base 1 to 1281 and encodes 426 amino acids. The transcript is spliced from 11 exons.
AUGCGCACACAUCAUACGCAACACAGUCUCCCUGCCUUUCCUGUUUAUUCAGCUGCGUUCGUAGGUGAACAUAAGCUUGUACUCGGAGGUGGCGGCGGUUCCGCGCGUUCUGGAAUUAAGAAUAGGCUGAGGUUAUUUCAUAUCCCGAAUGACGAAAAGCUAGAGUUACUUUCCGAACUAGAGCUGGAGAAAGAUGAGGACGCGCCGAUGAGUAUGAUUGCGGAUGCAGAGGGCUCGCGGAUUGUUUGUGGAAUCAACAGUGCGACUGAAGAACUAGACAAGGGUAUCAACCAGAACUGUAGAGUUUUCAGUAUUGCCAAGGACAGAUUCGAACUCGCUGGCGUGGCCAGCACAUUACAUGUUACUCGAGAUAAUAUGGAGGAGUGCCAGAAAGUUACUGCUCUCUCCCCAGGACGAACGCUUGUUGCAGCUGCCGGGACCAAAGACCUGGCGGUCUUAUCAUAUCCUUCGCUCACACCAGCCGCGAAGCCACUUAAAACAAAACACGAAAUCUACGACGCGUCCUUCUCGCCUACAUCACUGGUAGUUGCAACAACAGAUGAACUUCUGGUCUAUGCUUUACCGUCCGCUGCGGCUCCUCCCUCUUCACCUCCUGGAACAAAGACCAGGAGCAAGCAAAAACAAAAGCAGAAAGCACAAAAAGGAAAGGCGGAGAGUGUGAAGGAGUUGAAGUUGCUGGAGACCGUUGAACGACCUGCCCUACCGGGGUUGAAUGGGGUGACUACGACGUUCCGCGCUGUACGUUUUCACCCAUCAAGGAAUAAUGUCGUCUUCACAGUACAAAAUACUUCAAAUACGGGCGUACGGAAAAGAGGUUCGAGGAUGCCACCGAAGCAGGGUUUCGUAUGUCGGUGGAAUACGGAUAACUGGAAGAUCGUAAGGUCACGAAAAGUUAGCGAGAAAGGGAUAACUUGCUUCGACGUCAGUCCGGAUGGGAGGUUCUUAGCAUACGGGUCGGCCGAUUAUGCUAUUGGGAUCCUGGAUUCCACCACUUUAGCAGUGCGUCACUUCAUUCCUCCACAUCCUCUCUUGACAGUGCUCAGAGCACACGAAUUCCCACCGACCGUGCUUCGUUUCAACCCAACUUCGACACUCCUCGUCUCAGGUAGUGCGGAUAACUCUAUUCGGGCGGUUGCUAUUCCUGAGGGUCUAGCUGGGACAAAGUGGACAGUGGUGCAAGUUCUUCUGAUCACUCUUCUCGUUCUAUCAGUAUCUAUUCUUAUUUCUUAUGCCAUUUCUUCUGGGAAGCUCAAGUUUUAA